Rhipicephalus microplus (southern cattle tick) is the source of this 9124-nucleotide messenger RNA. RefSeq names its product dedicator of cytokinesis protein Ziz (gene Ziz). Gene Ontology annotation, molecular function: guanyl-nucleotide exchange factor activity. Gene Ontology annotation, biological process: small GTPase-mediated signal transduction; positive regulation of GTPase activity. NCBI's taxonomy places the organism in Eukaryota, Metazoa, Arthropoda, Arachnida, Ixodida, Ixodidae. The record is from RefSeq and is a predicted model, not a curated record.
CGUGCGUCGUGUAUAGUCGAUAAAACAAAGUUGUGGUGCUCUGUGUCGCCGCUGUCGGUCGUGGUGGGAAUCGCAUCAACGCCGCGGGAAAGAGCCGCGCCCCCAACCACUUCGUCUUCAGGAUCUUGAUUGUGCCUGUCGCACCGCCAGGAUUUACGGCUGCUGUGUGCGCUGAGAAGCCUCUGCGAGGCGAAGAAACGGAACAAUGGUGUUUGCCGUGGCCGUGUCGUUCUCUGAGGGUAACAGCGGUGCCGACGGCUCGCGGCGACGCGGAGGAAUUCGACGUGUCAGAGAGCCUGCGGUGCGGCACCAGCUGGUGGAGCCCCUGGACUACGAGCAGUUCGUGUCCAAGAACAAGACCAUCCUGCACAAUGACCCUCAACGGGAGAUGCUGUUCUUUCCCCCGGACGACAUCUCGCAAGCCGUCAUUCCCCGUGCCAUCCGUACCACAGUGCCAACCAUACCUGCCAAUGUGCGCCUGCACUGCCUGCCAUUGUUUGUUCGCCAGUGUAUCAAGACAUACACUGCUGACUGGCACAAGGUCGUGUACAAGUCGAGUGUCUAUUCCGGAACGUACAAAGAGCUACUCAGUCGAAUACCACGCCCUACAGACCUGCAGGACCAGGUGUACGAGGUUGACACAGAGACCGAGGUUAAAGACUCGGAGAGCAAUCUCAAGGGCGACUCCGAGGUCAUCAAGGAAGGCUACAUACUCAAAGGGCCAGAAUCGGGCACGGACAGCUUUAUUAGCUUGGCAACAAAGUCGUUCAAGAGGAGAUACAUGACGUUAACGCGAGGAGUGGAUGGCAGCCACUCGAUAGAAUUCUACAAGGACGACAAAAAGACAGAGUCGAAAGGCACUAUCUGCAUGGACUUCUGUAGCAAGGUAGUCAGGAAUUCCAAACGAAGCAAGUUAAGCUUCGAGCUGCGCAUGCAAGACGGCCACAAGUCGUGCGUGCUGGCGGCCGAGAGCGAGGUUGAGAUGGAUGGCUGGAUGGCCAUGCUGGUGGCCAUCACUACCAACUACCGCAACGCCCAGGAGUCCAACAGGAAGGCUGCGGCCGCUGUCGUCUCAUCACCCGAAGAAAGUGUGGUAACGUCGCCAUCAUCACCGUACGGCUAUGGAACAUUGAAAAGCUUGGAGCACAGCAAGAAUCCAGACUUGGUGAAGUAUGCCAAGGAGACUGACUACUCCAUAUCCCAAGCACGCAAACAGAAUAGGCAAAACCUGUUCUCUAUUUAUCCAGACCUACAGAGGUCAAGCAGCUGCAUGCACAUCUCGAACUACGAGCGACGCGUGGAGCCUUUCAAAGAAGAAUUCAACACGCGCAUGUUUGUGAAGUGCGAAGAGGUCAAGUUCAACCUGCAGGCGCCUCUGGACUGCCAGAAUGGAUCCCUCUGCCAGGUUGAGCCCUACUUUACCACCAUGGCCGUGUACGAUGUACGCCACAUGCGCAAGGUGACUGAAGAUUUCCGCUUCGACUGCAACAACUCAUACAUGCGCAACAUGCUGCCAAAGACAACGCGAAGGAAAAGCACCAGCGGCUCGGCUCCCAACGGCUCCGCUGGCACAAAACUCAGCGACACAUUGCUGCCUGGAAUGAGUGAGCUGGGAGAGGAAUGGCUUGCAUUUCCACAGCAGGCAAUCUUCAUGGUUCAGCGUCCGGACUCCGAACUGUUCCUGGUGGUGAGGGUGGAGAAGGUUCUGCAAGGAAGCAUAGCACAGGCUUCGGAGCCUUACCUGCGGCAUGGUAGCGAUGGCCGGCAGGGGACCAAGGCCCAGAAGAUGUUCCGGCUUUGCUGCCAGCGGCUCGACCACUUCCGCAUGCCCUUCGCCUGGGCCGCCAAGCCUCUGUUCAGUCGGCAUUCCAGUGAGUUGGACAAGUUCAUGGAGUUUGGGCAGAUCUACCGGCAAGACAGUGCUAAACUCUCCGAAGAAGACACGCUGAAGUUCCUUUGUGACCUCAAAAGGCCAGAAAAAGUGAAACAUUUCACAGUGAUUCCAGGACACAUCAAGGUUUCACUGAGGCUUUUGAGACAUGACGAGACUGUCGACAACUCCUUGACGACAUCUCUCGUUCCUGUGGUGCCAUUCCCGAUGCCCCCCAAGCCCCGGGAAGGCCCAACCCUCGAAGUGCAGCAGUUCCCUACGGACAUAGCGGCCGACAGUCACCCAUUUUUUUCAUACCUCAACCACCUGUACGUCUACCCUAAGAGUCUUAAAUAUGACAGCCAGAAGGCGUUUGCCAAGGCAAGGAACAUAUCAUGCUGUGUGGAGCUGCGAGACAGAGACGACGAAGGAACAAAGGCACUCAAGUGCAUCUACGGCCGGCCAGGGGAGCCCCUUUUUGUUUCACAAUCGUACACGGCGGUGACCCAUCAUUGUGUUACGCCGGACUUUUAUGAGGAGGUGAAGGUUGUGCUUCCAUUGGAGCUGCACGAGCAGCACCACCUUCUCUUCACCUUUUACCACGUGAGCUGUGACAUUGCCAAGGGCGCCAAACGUAAGGAAGGCCCCAUCGAAAGCAUUGUCGGCUACUCCUGGCUACCUCUGCUCAACAAGGGAAGGCUCAAUAUUGAGGAAGACAUGCUUCCUGUGGCUGCCAAUUUGCCUCCUGGGUACCUUUCAUACAAGCCUUUGGGCCUUGGCAAAGGAUUUUGUGGACCGGAUGUCAGGCUCGUGGAAGGUGGCCGGGAGCUCUUCAAAGUUGGGUUCAGACUCGUUUCCACUGUGCACACGAGGGACCAGCACCUCCACAACUUCUUUGUGCAUUGUCAAAAACAAUUGGAGACGAAAGUUUUAGGGCCCGAUACUGAGACUAGUACGCUACUCAAGGAACAGGCACUCCCUUCAAUGGGCACUGAAGCUGAGCGGGAAAUCUCAAAGGUUGUCAAGGCACUUCAUGCCGUGGAGGGCAGUGCCAUGAUCCACUUCCUGCCAACCACGCUGAACCAACUUUGGAAGCUUCUCGUGAGCACGGGAAGCGAGGAAGUUGCACUGAACACAGUUCGCGUGCUCAUCCACUUGGUGACCUGCGUGCACGAAGCUGGUAGGGAAGACAUUCUGCACAGCUACGUCCAGUUCAUGUUUGUAACUGAGCCGCCUCAAGGCUCGCAGCAGACGACCGUGCACGAGGAGUUGACGAAGGCCCUCUCGUCGCUGCUGGGUCCAGAUAAUGCAGACUUCCUGGUGGUGCACAAGUUCUUGCACCAGUCGUGGUUCUUCUUCCAGAUCCUCGCUAAGUCCAUGGCUCAGCAUCUCAUGAACACUGAUCGGAUUAAGAUGCAGCGUCAUGAGCGCUUCUCCAAGGAGUACCACAACCGCGUGCGUACGCUGGUACAGUGUCUGAUACCGCACAUCAUGCAAAAGCACAGAGACCAGCGUAACGAGACGAGGAUGGCCAAUCAGGGGCUGGCGCAUUUUCUUAAGAAAUGCUUUUCUCUGAUGGAUCGUGGCUUCGUGUUCAAGCUGAUUAACUUGUACUUGGAGAAGUUCAAAUCCGGAGAUGAAAUGGAACUUCAUUGCUACAAGUUUGACUUUCUGGAAAUCAUCUGCUCGCAUGAGCAUUUCAUUGCACUUAAUCUACCUUCCUUGAAAGGUGCUUACAGCCGAGGACACUCAAAGAAUUCUAAAGACGAAAGCGAGGAGGUUGCAACGGGCGACUACGAGAUGGAGUAUCGGCUGUCGGAAGAGUUCUGUCGCAGCCACUUUUUGGUGGGUGCCCUUCUGCUGGAGCUGCGGGCAGCACUCAGCGAGGUUCAGAAGGUUCGGCAGAGAGCCAUCAGUGUCGUGUGCAACCUGCUCGCCAAGCACGCAUUUGACGACCGUUACCAGGGGAAGGCCCAGCAAGCUCGGCUCGCGUCUCUCUACUUGCCCCUCAUUUCUGUGCUUCUGGCCAACAUCAACCGUUUCAGCAGCAGCACCGAACAGCAGCAGCAGCAGCAGCAGACACCGUCUGCUGCCGCUGGUGCAACAAACACAGUGGCAUCCAGCACCUCUCCGUCACGCAAGAUGAGCAAGGCUGACAGUCUCAACCAUGCGGCUUCACUUGCCGAGGAACCGGGAACUCCGCAGAGCGUGGUGUCUUAUCGCAAUAGCGUAGCUGUUGACGGGCCGGCUUCUUUGCCAGGCUCUGGACGCCACAACCGAGAUUCCAACUACUUGUCUAUCAUUGCUGGCCAAGCCCCGCUUCCACAUAUGGGGGUUACGUUUGCCACCAACGGCUCCUGUACGUCACUGGAAAGCGAGUCCUCCACACCGUCAAGUUCGUCCGCCAAGGAAAUCGACGCACCAGUUCGUAACGGAGACGUUGGGUCAGCUCAGUGUUUCACACGAGACGGGAGCCUCGUGAGCAAAGGUCAUGCUAGGUCACAGUCUUUGCCAUUUGCCAGCCCCACGGGCAUUGUUAGGUACGACAAGUUCGAGCCCUCCGAGAUCAAGGACCUCUUGGUCUGUUUUCUCUACCUCAUCAAGCAAUUGAACGAAGACCUACUGAUUGGCUGGUGGCAGCAAUGCAGAGACUGUGAUUUACUUGACUUCUUUCACCUACUGGAGCUAUGUUUGCAUCAGUUCAGAUACAUGGGCAAGAAGCACAUCCUCAAAGGGCGGAAUCAGCAGUCCUCAAGUGCACAGGCCAAGGCCAUGACCUUGCCUGCCAGGACGGCUCCACCCACGUUCACGCAACGAUGCAACAGCACAUACAGCGAGAACGCAGCCAUGGAGAAUGGCAGUGAGGUCGACGGGGACAGCUUCUACCGGGCGCUACUCGAGGCCAACAUGGCCACCGAAGUCGGACUCAUCGCCCUGGAUGUCCUGGGACUCUACUGCAGCCGCUUCAAGGAAUCGCUGCUGUUCAACGACGGGGACAACCCAACAAUGCGACGCCUCUUCGACAUCUACCUCUCGUUCCUCGAAGUGGGCCAGUCUGAGAACCUGCUGCGACACCUUUUUGCUGCACUGCGUGCCUUCAUCAACAAGUUUCCUGUUGCCCUCUUCCAAGGCGAUGCCUUUCUUUGUGGAAAACUCUGCUUUGAGCUUCUCCGAUGUUGCAACUCAAAGUUAUCAACCGUUCGCAAUGAAGCCUGUGCCCUGCUGUACCUGCUGAUGCGAAGCAACUUUGAGUUCACCCGGAGGCAGGGACUCACAAGGGUGCACUUACAGUUGAUAGUUUCUGUUUCAAGAUUACUGGGUGAAGUGAUUGGCCUGAACACGGCCAGGUUUCAGGAGAGCCUGUCUAUCAUCAACAAUUAUGCGUCUGGUGACAAAGCCAUGCAGAGAACAGUAUUCCCUAGCGAAGUCAAGGAACUAACCAAGAAAAUACGUACGGUACUCAUGGCAACCACGCAAAUGCGCGAGCAUGAGAACGAUCCCGAGAUGCUGGUGGACUUGCAGCACAGCCUAGCCAACAGCUAUUCGGCCACACCAGCUCUGCGCAAGACCUGGCUCGAAAGCAUGGCUGCCUACCACAUCAAAAACAGCAGCUACACCGAGGCUGCACAAUGCUACAUUCAUGUCGCUGCUUUGGAGGCCGAGUACUUGAGGCACAAAGAGGUAUUCCCCGGAGGCUGCAUGGCCUUCAAGAACACGUCGCCCAACGUGGUGCGCGACGAGUCGCACAUUCGAGAAGACGCAGCCGCCGCUGCUGGGCAGCAGCAGCAGGACUUCCAGCAGACGGAGGAGUCACUGGUCGAACGGCUGGAGCAGUGCGUCGAGAUGCUACAGCUGGCCGAGCGCUACGAGGCUAUGGCCGACAUCUAUAGGCUCCUGGUGCCCAUCUACGAGCGCCGGCGCAACUACGCUGCCCUGGCGCGCUGCUACAAGACGCUUCACCAGGGCUACAACAAGAUCCUCGAGGUCAACUCUACGGGGAAGCGCCUCUUGGGCACUUACUACCGAGUCGUCUUUUUUGGGCAGGCUUACUUUGGGGAUGAAUCUGAGAAGGAGUACAUAUACAAAGAGCCCAAGGUGACAUCACUCCCUGAAAUCUCCGAGCGACUGCAUCGCAUGUUUUGUGAGAAAUUUGGCAAGGAAUCUGUCAAGAUGAUCAUGGACUCAAAUCAGGUGAACCCAAGUGACCUGGACCCCAAGUACGCAUACAUUCAGGUGACGCAUGUGGUGCCUUACUUCAGCGAAAUGGAGCUGUUGCAGCGUCAGACGGAGUUUGAGCGGCACAACAACAUAUCGGAGUUCAUGUACGAGACGCCCUUCACUCUGGAUGGCUCCAAGGCAAGGGGGGCCCCAGACGAGCAGUGCAAGCGACGCACGAUCCUCACCACCAUCUACUGCUUCCCGUACGUAAAGAAACGGAUACCAGUGACGAGCCGCAGGACAAAGGACCUCAAUCCGAUUGAGGUGGCCAUUGACGAGAUGCAGACACGUGUCGCCGAGUUGGAUGAGGUGGUCCAUCGCAAGAUACCUGACCUCAAGAAGCUUCAACUCAAGCUGCAGGGCAGCAUUGGUGUCCAGGUGAAUGCUGGCCCUCUUGCCUAUGCAAACGCCUUCUUGGAUGAGAGCAAAUCGCACUUAUACCCGGAGGAGGAGGUCAAUGAACUAAGAGAGAAGUUUAGGCAAUUCCUCAACAUUUGCCAGCAGGCGUUGGACCUGAAUGGCAAGCUAAUCCCACCUGAACAAUGCGAAUACCACAGUGCCCUUAAGAAAAACCUAGUUGACAUGGCCAGCCAGCUCUCUGAAAUAAUGAAAGAGAAGUUGGUCACUGAUCAUCGCUCGUCGGUUGCUAUGAAGAGGAUGUCGCUGGAAGUAUUCAACUUUAUCAGCGGCUCACCGGGCUCCAGCAAUGUCUAGACACAUUUUAGCGUCACUUAAUUUCAUUUAUUUUAUUUUUUUCCUGAUCAAACCCUCUUCAUUGCCACCUCUUAGAAUUUUAAUGACUCAUCCCACAUUAAUGUCCACACUACAUUCUCAUUUUGUCACUGUGAAAACGCUAAGCUUCUUUCUUUCGUUGUGUGCGCGAGUUCCCAGUUCUUCACAGAUGUUGCAAAAAUGUGGAGUAAGGUACGGACUUUUUUGCAGCACCACCUUUAUUCUGCUACUUCUGUAUAAAGAUUAUGUAAAUAAUAGAAGCAUAGCUGUUUUUUUCCCUUAUAAUCUAACUUCAGGUUGUUGUUGCUUAUGUAGUAGGCACUGCAUGAUGGACAGAGCUGUUGUGCUUAUGACAACGUGAAGACUAGGUCAACAAAGUGCCUUUUUUUUUAAUAAAGUACGUAUGUGUAGAGAACAGCGGCACUAUAGCGGCAACUUGCAAAAAACUUUUUUUCUUUUUUAAAUCUUAGUCAAUGUGAAAUGCAUGAGCAGGUUUUUGAAAUGCCAUUGUUGGCAUCGGUUGUACAGGCAAAUAAUAGGAACAAUCUGUAAAUAAUACCAACAUACUUGAGUGGUGCUGGUACGAAAGAGUUUCGACCACGUUGUGUCAGACGAAGGGAACUUCGUCUUGUUUAUUUGUUGUUCACCUGGUGUCUCGUGCAAAAUGUGCUCGUACCUGCCAUUGUUGCGAUGAUGAUGAAGAAAAAAAAAGCUUGUGUCGCAUAGGCCGCACACUUAGCAUACUUUAUCGAGCAGUGCCAAAUGCAUUAUUGGCACAGUUCACCUGUUUAAUGUUUGUAGAUGUUACGUGCCGUAGUUAACAGUGUGAAGUAAUGUAGAAUACGUCUUGACUGUUGCGGCUGAUGGCUUCUUCACUGUGCUUGCAUUACAUCUUGCAACUCUUGCGUAAUAGCCCGAGAAGUCUCUUUUCUGUUUGCAAAGACACUUUUCCUUCCGGUAAUCUUAUCACUUCCGCAUGGUUACCUAAUCCAACUUUGUACAUUAUCCGCUUAGUUGUUGAAAAGAUCGUAUUAUGCAGCGUUUUCUUUUACAGACCUGGUCGAUACAUGUUGCGAUGAUUGUUUUUUCUCUAAUGGCCGAGGCGAUGUAGAUGUGUCGUGUAGCAUAUCUUGUUAUGUUGCACCUUUAUCUCCAAGACUUAUCCUUCGUUAGUUGUUUCGUAGUCAGAGUUUUUUAUCGCUGCAGCUUCAGUAUGGACAAUUGCUUCAAUUUUUUUUCACUAGUCAAUUGAGAGCAAGAUGACCUAUAUGUAUGCAGAUUUGUGUGUACAGUUCGUAUUCUACGUAUUUCUGUUACGAAAACCUGAAUGUGUGUGAUGCAAAGGAACGAAUAUGAAAAGGCUGGUAAGCUAGGUCACAGCUUAAGAUGCAAUGCUUUGCCAUUGGCUGGGCUUUUUCAGUGCUCAUUAACCCUACAUUAUUUAUACAAUGUUCAUCCCUGAUGCUUGUUUUGUGCAAAAUCUAUGUACAUAUUCAGAAUGCCUAAACUGUCAGAGCCAGUAUUGCACACUAUCACCUUUGUACAUAUCAACACACCAUCUUUUACUUCUACAAAGUUUAUAUUUUGUUGUGGUACUAAAUGCGAAAUGGAUUUUUUGAAGAACUGCUACCACCGAAAAUUUCUAUCCAUUGUGUGAAAAUAUUAAAAAAAAAAACUCGCGUUUGUUGCUUUGGCGACAGGCAUGAAAGAAAUUUUUGUUUGCCUAAUUGGUCCACUCUUCUUUCUUAUACAGCCCUUUUCUAAUAUGCAGGGAAAAUAAAUGUGUUUCCAAUCUCUCUGCUUGACCUUAAAAACGAAAUACUUUAGCAUUAUAACGUUUCGUAGCAAUGUAGUGAAAAUGUCCUUUAUUUGCCUUUAUGUUUGUACGAGGCAGUUGCAAGUUCUUUACUUUUGAAAACGUGCUAGUACACGAAGUGCAUUCCUUGGAAAUAUUCAUCAUUGUGGUAUUAGGCAGUGCGUUGUUUUAUUUUAGAUCACUAGCUGGUGCUAAGUUUGAUGUUGCUGUAAUUACAUGUACAAUUCUGUAGAUAUAUUUCAGUUCUCACGUUUAAAAAUGCUCAUUGGUGUGAUGUGCAGCGUUUGUUUCCGCGCAAUGCUUGCCAUUUGUGGGGUAGUGGGAGCUGGUGGGUUAACAAGCAAAUUGUGAUGCUGACUGCCAACGUGUGUCGUGUAUGGCUCGUGUUGUGCAGUAACUUAUGUAUAUGUUUGUGUACUGCCCCACUAUCUCUUUUAGCCAAGUCAUUGUACAGAUCCAUUAAAGCAAAUUGAAGUUUUAAGAUUUCA